Molecule: messenger RNA, 1254 nt
Organism: Sardina pilchardus (European sardine)
Lineage: Eukaryota; Metazoa; Chordata; Actinopteri; Clupeiformes; Clupeidae
Gene: cav4b
Product: caveolin 4b
Exons: 4
Coding region: 429-989 (186 amino acids)
Biological process (GO): regulation of cytosolic calcium ion concentration; caveola assembly; cell differentiation
Cellular component (GO): caveola; sarcolemma; focal adhesion
Molecular function (GO): molecular adaptor activity
Source: RefSeq, a predicted model, not a curated record
ACACACACACACACAGACAUAUGCAUGAACAGACUGACAUGCGCUGGAUAGACAGAGACAUACGGUGGAGGACCCCUUGGGCCGAUGUGGACCUCCAGCAGUCUCCAACCCGAGCUGUGACACGAACGCAUGUAUCUGUUUCCGACAGUGCCGCUCUGCUUAGAAAACCCGAUGACUGACAGACACAAAGCUCUUAGCUGAGCUGCUGGGCUGGACUGAACAAAACUGGAGGUGUGAAGUGGAAAGGAAGCACCAAGGUUGCCAUAAAUCAAUACCCUCUGAUUCCCUCAUCAAUUGUUUAUACUGGAUAGGUAAUCAGUGAAGUUGUCUUGUUAAGAUAGAAGAUAGAAGAUUUUUCGUGUGGCUGUAUGUUGUGAAAUUUGGACUGAUUUUCUCUACAAGAGUUUGUCUUCCUGCCCGUCUUCAAUAUGAUGUCAGAUGAAUACCUGGUGGACUGCAAUAUUGAUGAUGAUGAUGAUGAAGAAGAGGAAGAGGAGGAAGACGAAGAUAACAAAGACAUGCUGUUAUAUCUCUCUCCACACCCACCACCACCACCCCAGUUCUCCUCCUCCUCCCCAUCUCUCACUCCUCAGCCAUCACUCAACAGCGUUGAUUUCAGAGACCCGUACGGAGUCAACCAGCACCUGAAGGUGGACUUCAGUGAUGUCUUGGCUGAGCCUGCCUCCACACAUACCUACGAUCGUGUGUGGGUGUACAGCGGUAUUGGGUUUGAGUCGGGCCGCAUCUGGGGCUACCGCUGCCUCACAGUGUUGUGUGCCAUCCCCAUCUCCCUCCUCUCUGGCUGUCUAUUCGCCUUGAUGGCCUGCCUGCAUAUCUGGUGUGUGAUGCCCUGUAUCCAAGUAUGUCACACUUGCUUGCCUUGUGUGCGAUCAGUUUGGAUAAGUGUGGUCAACAUCUUCAUCAGGCCGUUCUGUGAAUCUGUUUCUCGCUGCUGCACUGGCGUUUAUGUCUCUCUCUCCAAAGACUGACAUUAAGUGAUGGGGAAAUUAUUCUCAGCGAUGUUUCUCCAUCUAUGGUGCUGAAGAUGGGCUUUAUUUUGGGGUUUUGGGUUUAUCUUUCAGAGGAACUGGAAGAAGUGACUUAAGGACAAUUACUCUGUUAUUGACAUGUUAUGUUACAUAUAACACUUUAUUUAAUGAAUUUUCUAGAAAUUUUCACCUCAGUAUUUCUGUCUACACCAGAAGGACGUUUUCAUACAUAUAUUUGGGUAAAUAAAAUGGAACCCUUUGUGUA